Messenger RNA from Paecilomyces variotii, 2670 nucleotides. Its product is annotated as EXS family-domain-containing protein. The coding region runs from base 1 to 2670 and encodes 889 amino acids. NCBI's taxonomy places the organism in Eukaryota, Fungi, Ascomycota, Eurotiomycetes, Eurotiales, Thermoascaceae. The transcript is spliced from 5 exons. Gene Ontology annotation, molecular function: inositol hexakisphosphate binding. Gene Ontology annotation, biological process: cellular response to phosphate starvation; phosphate ion transport. Gene Ontology annotation, cellular component: Golgi apparatus; cytoplasm; plasma membrane. The record is from RefSeq and is a predicted model, not a curated record.
AUGAAAUUCGCCAAGGAGCUCGAGGAGCAGCUGGUUCCCGAAUGGCGAGCCAAAUACUUGGACUAUAAGGCUGGCAAGAAGAAACUCAAGGCCCUCAAUCGCGCCUUGCAAAAGAUAAACCGUACCCCGCGGACCCCGCGAACGCCUCAUACACCCCUUGCGCGCCGUUUCACCCAAAGUCUAGCUACCAACGAAACAUACACUCCCACACGAGGGCCAGACCGCUUCUCUGCGGCUGAUGCCAAUGGCAAUGGAACGCCUCGAAGUCGCGCGACACCCGUGCCAGUUCCCGAACGGCAGCCGUUGAGGAGAACGGCGUCACGGUUUGUGAACUCAGUGGGGUCCUACGGGAGUAUCCUGGCGACACCGCCAGCAGUGGCUGAAGCGCCGGAGCUGCCGUCUCUGGAACUGCCCGAUCCUGCGAUAGAUCCUCGUGCCAGCUACACAUUUGAGGAAGACACUGGUGACGACAAGUAUGAUAAUGCGCCUAGGCCGCCCUCGCGAAUUCGGAGAACUGUGACUCUGGACAGUGAGACGCGGCUCUCUGGCGAUGGCGGCUCGACACCCGGUUCGAGUAAAAAGAAAGGCGUAGGGUUCAAGGGCGGUUCGUCGCCAACAAUGAGCUCCGUCAGAAAACCUAGUCUCUUCAAACGAGUCCUCACCAGCGCGGGUGAAUGGGAGUCACCACGACCGGGAAAAGGGUACCAGGAUGCCCCUACAGAAUUUGAGCGACGACAGGACGAAUUCUUUGAGUUCCUGGAUAGCGAGUUAGAUAAGAUCGAGACUUUCUACAAGAUGAAAGAGCAAGAAGCGACGAACCGUCUGCAAAUUCUGCGGGAGCAACUUCAUACAAUGCGCGAUCGCAGGAUCGAGGAGGUUCUCGCGGCGAAGAAGGGCAUCAAGCAGAACAGCACCGGCAGCGGCCAUGGAAAUGGGUUCCCUGGGCUUCAUGGUGCCAAAUGGAAGCUCCCAGUUGGCCCUCGCUUUGGAAAGAAUUCCAAGGCGCUGGCGCAGAUGAUGACACCUUCCGCGCCAGCACCGAUGGAAUAUCCAACUGUGGCAGGCCGCAGAGACUUCACGCGCCGACCAGAGUCUGAAGGCCAAGGUGUACCGUAUCGGAGCGCAAAACGGAAGCUCAAGCUUGCAUUGCAGGAGUUUUACCGGGGCCUGGAGUUGCUGAAGGCCUACACGUUUCUGAACCGGACUGCAUUCCGGAAGAUUAACAAGAAGUAUGACAAGACGGUGUUUGCGCGUCCGCCGAUGCGAUACAUGACGGAGAAAGUAAACAAAGCCUAUUUCGUGCAGAGUGAAAUCGUCGAGAAUCAUAUAAUAGCGGUCGAAGAUCUCUAUGCCCGUUAUUUCGAACGUGGAAAUCGCAAGAUCGCAGUGGGAAAGCUGCGCAAUGCGAUACAGAAGUCAGGAGAUUACUCUGGCAGUACGUUCCGGACCGGCCUCAUGGUCGCCGCAGGUCUAGUUUUCGGCAUCCAAGGCCUGGUUUAUGCUAUACAGCUUCUUCGCGACCCUGAUCCUGCGGUUCAUAGCCAGACAAGCUACCUUCUCCAGUGGCGUCUUCUUCUUGCGGGGGUUUAUCCGGUCGAGUUUCGCGAUUUCUUUUUGGGAGAUAUGUAUUGUUCCCAGACCUAUUCCAUGGGGAAUAUCGAGCUCUUCUUCUGUCUCUAUGCAAACCGCUGGCGCAAUCCAGUCCAAUGCAACUCAUCCCAUUCACGCUUAUUAGGCUUCUUUACCACUCUUCCAUCCAUAUGGCGCGGCCUCCAGUGUCUUCGCAGAUACCGCGAUUCGAAAAGCGCAUUUCCCCAUCUCGCCAACUUUGCAAAAUACACAUGCGGUAUCCUAUACUACAUGACACUGAGUUUCUAUCGGAUCCAUAAAUACACCAGUUACCAGGGCUUGUUUAUCACAUUUGCAUUUGUAAAUGCCAUUUAUACUUCCAUUUGGGACGUUGCGAUGGAUUGGAGUUUAUGUAACCCAUACGCAAAGAACCGAUUUCUGCGGGAAAUUUUGGCCUUCCGCAGAGCUUGGAUAUAUUAUGUGGCCAUGGUCCUGGAUGUGGUGAUACGAUUCAAUUGGAUAUUCUAUGCUAUCUUUGCCUCUGAUAUGCAGCACUCAGCCGUCCUGAGCUUUUUCGUCUCACUUUCAGAAGUUUUUCGCCGAGGCAUGUGGACUAUUUUCCGUGUCGAGAACGAGCAUUGCACCAACGUCCACCUCUUUCGCGCGUCCAGGGAUGUACCACUCCCUUAUCCGAUUCCCUCAGCAGGUCCAAUAGGUCCUGCUGAAGAUCGCCCAUCGGCGGAGGAUGUGCAGUUGCAGGAGAGACCAGCAGCCGGUGCAGCUGCAGCAGAAAGUACAGCCAUUGACGUCGAGCACGGUAUACAACCGGCCAUGCGUCCGUCCAUACGGCAGCGCCAUAUGUCAUUUGUGGAUGGCAUUAACCGAAUCGGCAACAUCGUUACAUCUGCUCACGCUCAAGAUUUCGUACGCAGAAAGAAGCCUGAUCCAUUGUCUGGGAACGAGAUGCGUCACGAGGAGUCACAUAGUCCUGACACCAGUGAAGAAGAAGACGAAGGCGACUCCGGUCCAGCAGAUGAAGCAACAAUAUUAGGAGAGCUGCCUAGUCCGCACGCACUAGACGACAACUUCUCCAGGCACUAA